Molecule: messenger RNA, 1005 nt
Organism: Adineta ricciae
Lineage: Eukaryota; Metazoa; Rotifera; Eurotatoria; Adinetida; Adinetidae
Source: the annotation of a GenBank genome assembly
AUGUCAUCAGCUUUAAUGACAUUGAAAUAUCACUAUGUUGCUUAUUCCAAUCGUAUCUCAAUCAACAUGCAGUGUAUACUACCACAAGGACAAACCACACCUGAACGAGCUUUAUCCAAUCCUUGGUUUGACAAAGGUUUUUGCGAACCACAUCAAUACAGAGCAGCACUUGAUCGUUGCAAAGGUGGCUAUGAAUCAUGUGAUAUGUUUAUCGACAUCUUCGCAGAGCGCGUUUGUCUCGAACGAGAAUAUGCAGCCAACUUAGAGAGAUGGGCUGCAUCAAGCAUCAAACGAAUCAGCCAAUCGAAAGAAUUCGGAGUUAAUAAGAAAGUUUGGGUGGAAUCGAUUCGAGCUUCCAAAGAAAUCGGCAAUACUCAUACGGAUAUCGCUCAACGUCUUCAAGAUACUGUUGUGGAGAAAAUGGUAACUUAUAAGAAAGACAACUAUGGCAAAUCAAUUUUACAUGUGAAGAAAAUCAAAGAAUUCGAACGCGAUUUUGAACAAGCACAAAAGCCUUGGUUGAAGUUACUUGACAAAAUUAACCGAGCGAAGAAAGAUUAUCAAGAUGCUCAACGUCAGUUCAAAAAAGCUGAAACAGCCGAGAAAAUCAUCGAAUCUGAUCGUGGCGCUGAAGAAGAACAAAAAACCAAAGUGCAACUAAGUGUUAGCACCUAUAAAAAACAAUGUGAAGCGCUCAAAAGCAAAUAUCUUCAAUACAUCGAAGAGAUGAAAAGUACUCGAGCCAAUUACGAAAACGCAAUGAAAGAAGUUCUCGAUCGUACACAUUCAUUCGAACGCAAACGUCUGGCACAAUUCAAACUCCUAUUUACUGCUUUUCAACAAGCGCUGGUGAUCGACAAAGACCCUCAUUUGGUUAAGAUGGCUGAGGCAUUUACACAGUCAUUAAACACUCAUGAUGCGGAUAAGGAUAUUCAGUGGUGGAAUUCCCAUUUCGGUAGUGAUACAAACACGAACUGGCCAUCAUUCGAAGAACUAAAAGAUUAA